Messenger RNA from Symbiodinium sp. CCMP2592, 1311 nucleotides. Lineage: Eukaryota; Dinophyceae; Suessiales; Symbiodiniaceae. The record is from the annotation of a GenBank genome assembly.
AUGAAGGUGGCCUUCCUCAUCAUCGCCAAUGGUAUCAUGAUCGGCUUCCAGACGCACCCGGAGUUUGAAGACUGGGAAGGAUGGCCCACACUGGAGCUCGUGUUUGUGGUCGUGCUCAUUCUGGAAUGUGUGCUGCGGAUGUUUGUUCUAGGCUGCCGGCGGUUCUUUUGUGGCUCGGACCGCCUCUUCAACUGGUUUGAUCUGUUCCUGUCCCUGUCGGGUUUGGCGGACGUCUUUGUCCAGAAGGUGAUGGGAGAACAGUCCGACAUGCUAGGUAUGUCCUUGCUGCGUUUCUGUCGACUCAUUCGGCUGGUCCGGGUUGUGAAAGUCUUCCGCCUCCGCUGCAUGAAGGAGCUGCGACUGAUGGUCAAAGGCCUCGUUGCCGGCUUCCGCACACUAUGCCUAUCUUUCGUGCUUCUCGUGGCGGUUCUCUAUGUGAUCUCUGGCUUUGCUACAAUGACGAUUGGUAGUGAUCUCCGCACCACGGAGAUGGGCUUGAUGAUUCAUUUUGAGACUGUGCCGGCGUCCAUGUUUACGGCCUUUCUGUGCUUUGCCGGCGAGUGCAUUGAUCGUUCAGGAAGGCCGAUCCCGACUCUGAUGGCUGAAACUUACGGCUUUCCCUUUGUGAUGGGGUACGUCGUGAGCUACAUGUUGGUCUCCAUGGGUAUCUUCAACGUUAUUCUGGCAGUCUAUGUUGACAUCACGAUGAAGGCGGCAAAGGAGACGGAAGCCGUCACUGCAGAACAGCAUGCACGGGAGUCGAUCCGGAUUGCGCGAACCACGCGCGAGUUGCUGAAAAAGUUCGCUGCCGCUUACCGCCUCUACCAAGACGCGGAAGAGUCCAACAAGAUGUCGCAGCUCGAUUUCAACACGGGAUCCAUACAAUUCACGGACAACGACAUCCACGCCCAGAUCGCCAUCACCAAAGAGCUCUUCCUUCUGGUCAUCCAGGACCGACAUGUACAGAGCCUCAUGGACGAUCUCGACCUGCCCCCAGACCGAGCCAACCUCUUUGAGGCUAUCGAUGCCGACGGCAGUGGCACCCUGCACGUGACCGAACUCGUUCAGGGCCUGCUCCAGAUUCGCGGAGAAGUCAAGAAGAGUGAUGCAGUAGCAACGCUGCUCUCGACCAAAGCUCUACAGCACAUGGUCGCCGAGAUGCGCGAAGAGCUUGGCGCGAAUCUGCAAGAUCUGAGGACGACUCUCCGGGAGGAUACGCAAUCGAAGCUGGAUGAUUUGCAUGCAGCGUUAGCGAACUGUCAACAUCGUGGUGAUGGCCCACGGCGACUGCGUUCAGCACAACUAAACUAA